UCUCUCUCAGUCCAUGUAAACGAAUCCAAAGCUCACUCUUCUUCACUUCAACCUUCAGAUCCGGUCCAUUACAGCCUUCGCCGACUCCAUUAGGGUUUCAACUUUCGCUUCCUUCUCACUAAUCGAUCCAAUUUCCAACAACAGAUGAUGAAGAAGGCCAACCGCCGCUCCAAGCAGACCGCCGACGCGUCCGCCGCCGCCGACGAUUGCGAGAACCGAGUUCGCCAACUCGAAAUCGAAAACAAAGCCUUUCAGAAGGAGGUUGAGGAGCUGAGAUACAAGCUUGCAAAUGUUUCAUCUACUAGUGGUGUGGAGAACAGUGCUCAGAAACUCAGAGAAAACUACCUGCAGAAGUUGACUUUCCUCGAAGAUCAGGUUACGGUGUUGACGAGGAAGCUAGAUGCUCAAUCUCAACUCUCAACCCAAAGAAGAAGAGGGGACGAGUCAGCAAAGCCGUUCCAGUUUGAGAUUCAGAGAUUGAAGGCUCAGAAGGUUCAAAUGCAAUGUAAGAUGAAACUAGAAUCUGUGCAGUUCAGAUUGCAUAAAGCUUUGUUGGACAAGGAAGUUCUUCAGCUCAAGAAAGAGAGUAGGAAGAAUAAACAUGAGAUGCACAAGCUAUUGGCCUCCAAUCAAAGACUGAAGACUGUUUUGCGUCGAAAGACUGAAGAAGCAUCUGUGGCUACUAAACAGCUGAGACGGCUCUUAGAAUCUCGCAAGGCUUUGUUGCUAAAAAGAGGUGGCAAAAAUGGGAAUAAUACAGCAACUCAGCUGGUGCAGGAAAUUGACCAUGAGGCUGAAGUCACAGAGCAGUUGAAUGACCUAUGUGCUAUAUAUGAACGUCAAAUAGAAGAGAUGGUGGAGGAGGCUGAAAAGCUUAAAGAUGAAGUAGAGGCACUGCAACAAGAAAAGUCAAGGUGCUCAUGCCAGGAGAAAGAGGUUGACAGCUUUGAGAAGGAUUUAGAUAUAACAGACCUGAAGGCUCAAGUAGUCAGCCUCAGUAGUAUGGUUGAACAAUUAAGAUUGCACAAGGCUGAGCUUGAUCAUGGGAAGUCACAGGGCGUUAGGAGUCAGCAUACUGCAUCUGUUGGGAGCAGUUACAAGUUAGUGGAGGACAUUAGUCCAUCUGCAUCAGAAAAUUCCACAGUUGGAACAUCUAAAACGGCAGCUCCAGUUUGCUGCUCAUGCACUAAGAAUUCUUUGUGCAAGACGAUGAAAUGCAAAUGUCGAUCCAAGGGUGGAAGCUGUGGUGCCUCAUGUGGCUGUGCAGCAUCCAAGUGCAGCAAUAGGAAAGCAGUCCCAAUCAAGUCGAGUGACUCGCCACUAUCAGAGAUUGCUAAUGGCGUUCUGAAUAGUUCAAACACCAGUGAAACAGUGAAGAGUAGCAUAGAGGCUUCUGAAGGUGCAAUGCUACUUCAGAGUGCACUAGUUCAGAAGCCUGCGAAACCCUUAACUGAAAUUGGGAACAUAUUGGUGAGUACAAAUGCUGCAAAACCUGGCCCAAGAAAAAAGGGGAGAAAGCCAGCGAUUCAGCUUGUUACUGUAGACCCAAUUUCCUCAGUGCCAGUAAAUAUGGAAGGAAAUAACAAAUAACAGAAGGUUGGUCCUUUGCGAGUAAAUGUCCCUUUUGGAUAGUGAAUUGAUUGAGAAAGUUUUCACACAACAGUGGCUAGAAAUUCCCCAUUGUCCUUUGAUCGUGAAGGCAAACAAAACAGAGCGAGAAAUUAACUUUUUGAUUUUACAAAAUUCAGUGUAAACAAUGACAUCAAAGCAACUUCAAAAAAAUUGGUUGUCUCUUUGGUGUAUUUUAAUAUAUGAUAUAUCCAUGCAUUGUUAUGUUUC
Messenger RNA from Rosa rugosa (rugosa rose), 1839 nucleotides. RefSeq names its product kinesin-like protein KIN-4C. Gene Ontology annotation, molecular function: microtubule motor activity. The coding region runs from base 145 to 1590 and encodes 481 amino acids. NCBI's taxonomy places the organism in Eukaryota, Viridiplantae, Streptophyta, Magnoliopsida, Rosales, Rosaceae. The record is from RefSeq and is a predicted model, not a curated record. Gene Ontology annotation, biological process: mitotic spindle organization; microtubule-based movement. The transcript is spliced from 12 exons.